CUUACGUAAAUCAUAUAUAAAGAGAGACCCAACAAAAGAAAUAAAAAAAAAAGGAAAAAUUAAAACGCGGAUCAAAAUCCAUUUGCUUUCAUUUCGCGUUUUGUUGCGUCUUUCGUCAGAUCUGCUCCAUUUCUGGAUAAGCAUCUCUCAUCUUCUUCCCAUGGACGGCGGCGGAGGAGGUGAUAGUGGUUCAGUGGCGACCCCGGUUCAACAGAAAGCACACGAGGCGUGGAGAAUCUACCAGCAUUACCUCGACAAGACCACGCCUCACGCUACUUACAGGUGGAUCGGGACUCUCGUCGUGGCCCUCGCCUACUGUCUGAGGGUUUACUACAUCCAGGGAUUCUACAUCAUCGCUUACGGUCUCGGGAUCUACCUCUUGAAUCUCCUCAUCGGGUUCUUGUCCCCUCUCGUUGAUCCCGAGGCUGCUGGUGGGGGAUCUGAUGGACCUUCGCUUCCUACUAGAGGCUCUGAUGAGUUCAAGCCUUUCAUCCGCCGUCUCCCUGAGUUCAAGUUCUGGUAUUCGAUGACAAAGGCGUUCUGCAUUGCGUUUGUGAUGACGUUCUUCUCGGUGUUUGACGUGCCUGUGUUCUGGCCUAUCCUGCUUUGCUAUUGGAUCGUUCUCUUUGUUCUCACCAUGAGACGCCAGAUCUCCCACAUGAUCAAGUACAAGUACAUCCCUUUCAGCUUCGGCAAACAGAAAUAUGGUGGACGAAGCGCCAGCGGCCCACGUAAUGCGGACUGAACUGACCAACUUUUAUGAUGAAUGUUGGCCAUUGCAAAACAACAAAACAUUUGUUUUUUUUUUUUUAGAAAAUCAUUUUGGACUAUUUUUACAUUUGACAAAAGUUAUGCAGCUACAAGGGAAGGAUUUAGAGGAAAAAACAAACGAAAGAUGGAAUUAAAAUUUGUUUUAGCUUAGCAGUAAUAUUGUUCGUUGCAAUAGUGUCACCUUCUAUAGUUAUAUGAUUUGUUCUGUUGCUCUUA
Messenger RNA from Raphanus sativus (radish), 987 nucleotides. RefSeq names its product protein RER1A. Lineage: Eukaryota; Viridiplantae; Streptophyta; Magnoliopsida; Brassicales; Brassicaceae. The record is from RefSeq and is a predicted model, not a curated record. The transcript is spliced from 4 exons. Gene Ontology annotation, biological process: protein retention in ER lumen; retrograde vesicle-mediated transport, Golgi to endoplasmic reticulum. Gene Ontology annotation, cellular component: Golgi membrane. The coding region runs from base 161 to 745 and encodes 194 amino acids.